AUGAAAGAAGAGCUACCGAGUAGAAGUCAAGCAAUCAACUCGGAUUCAGCAAGUUUCGGAGAGUUCGCUGCCCCAUUCAGCACUCAGUUCUGGGAAGUCAAUAAACGAGUUUUUGAGCAGUACUGGCGCACACCAUCAUACAUUUACUCCAAAGCAACACUCUGUAUCUUCUCGGCACUCUUCAUCGGGUUUUCUUUCUUCGACGCAAAGCACACUAUCCAAGGUCUGCAGAACCAGACCUUCGCCCUCUUCAUGCUCUUCACCCUCUUCGGUCAACUCGCGCAGCAAAUUAUGCCCAAUUUCGUCGUCCAAAGAUCCCUAUACGAAGCACGAGAACGACCAUCCAAGGCAUACUCUUGGAAAGCAUUCAUUCUCUCUAACAUGCUUGUCGAGAUCCCAUGGAAUAUAAUUCUCUCCGUAAUCAUGUUCGUAGCAUGGUACUACCCCAUCGGACUCGACAAGUUCGCCAAAGAGACGGAUACCACUAUCGAGAGGGGUGCGCUCCUGUUUCUAUUCUUGCUGGCUUAUCUUACCUUCACGUCGACGUUUUCGACGAUGGUUAUCGCGGGUAUUCAACAAGCGGAAGAAGGUGGCAGUAUUGCCAAUCUCAUGUUCUCACUCUGCCUGAUCUUCUGUGGUGUACUGGCCACCAAAGACUCCUUGCCUGGGUUCUGGAUAUUCAUGUACAGAGUUUCACCUUUUACGUACUUCGUCUCGGGCAUGCUAUCCACGUCCAUCGCGAACGCCGAAAUCAAGUGCGCUGCGAAUGAGUACCUCCUCAUGCAGCCUCCACCCGGUGCAACCUGUGGACAAUACCUUGGCGCAUUUGUUGAAGCGACAAGUGGGAGUCUGCUUGAUACAAAUGCGACGGCCGAUUGUAGGUAUUGUUCUGCUACGAGCACGACUCCUAUCUGGAAUCUAUAUCUGUCGAUUUCAAGGAUGCGUGGAGGAACCUCGGGAUAA
Molecule: messenger RNA, 963 nt
Organism: Cadophora gregata
Lineage: Eukaryota; Fungi; Ascomycota; Leotiomycetes; Helotiales; Ploettnerulaceae
Exons: 2
Coding region: 1-963 (320 amino acids)
Cellular component (GO): membrane
Molecular function (GO): ABC-type transporter activity
Source: RefSeq, a predicted model, not a curated record